Messenger RNA from Ziziphus jujuba (common jujube), 1748 nucleotides. RefSeq lists its product as uncharacterized. Lineage: Eukaryota; Viridiplantae; Streptophyta; Magnoliopsida; Rosales; Rhamnaceae. Bases 63 to 1511 code for a protein of 482 amino acids. The transcript is spliced from 2 exons. The record is from RefSeq and is a predicted model, not a curated record.
UGACACUCCAUGCAUAUUGGAAACAUAUAUCAUAAAAUUUAUUAGGUAUAGCAAUUGUAGCCAUGAAAUCCUCUUGUGCCAUCUUAACUCUCCUUCCCCUUGUUUUGUUGACUAGUACUAUUGAGUCAAGAAUUGAACCAGGAGCAUACUGGAGAAGUGUGAUGAAAGAUCAGCCUAUGCCAAAGGCAAUUCACAGGCUUAUUCCUUCAUAUUCAAUAGCAGAGCAUUCCAAUGAAAAAUCCAACUGCAAUGAAGAAGAAGUGAACUCUUUUUGUGAGAACUCUAGACCCACACCUGAUACCACAAUAACUUACAAUGAUCAUGUUAAAAUAGAAAAAUCUUCUGUCAAGCAUUUUGAAGCCGCGCCGGAUGUCACAGUUAUUUACAACGAUGAUGUUAAAUCAACAAAAUCUUCUUCGGUGAAGAACUUUGAUGGCUCUUCUGAUGCCACAAUUAUUUAUAAUGAUGCUAAAGCGGCAAAAUCCUCUGGUCAGAGUUUUGAGGCUGCCCCUGCUAUCACAAUCAUUUACAAUGGUGCUAAACCAGCAAAAUCCUCUGGUGAGAGUUUUGAUGCUGCCCCUGAUGCCACAAUUAUCUACAAUGGUGCCAAACCAGCAAAAUCCUCUGGUGAGAGUUUUGAGGCUGCCCCUGAUGCCACAAUCAUGUACAAUGGUGCUAAACCGGCAAAAUCCUCUGGUGAGAGUUUUGAUGCUGCCCCUGAUGCCACAAUUAUCUACAAUGGUGCUAAACCAGCAAAAUCCUCUGCUGAGAGUUUUGAGGCUGCCCCUGAUGCCACAAUCAUUUACAAUGGUGCUAAACCGGCAAAAUCCUCUGGUGGGAGUUUUGAUGCUGCCCCUGAUGCCACAAUUAUCUACAAUGGUGCUAAACCAGCAAAAUCCUCUGCUGAGAGUUUUGAGGCUGCCCCUGAUGCCACAAUCAUUUACAAUGGUGCUAAACCAGCAAAAUCCUCUGGUGAGAGUUUUGAUGUUGCCCCUGAUGCCACAAUCAUUUACAAUGGUGCUAAACCAGCAAAAUCCUCUGAUGGGAGUUUUGAUGUUGCCCCUGAUGCCACAAUUAUCUACAAUGGCGCUAAACUAGCAAAAUCCUCUGGUGAGAGCUCUGAGGCUGCCUCUGAUGUCACAAUUAUCUAUAAUGAUGCUAAACCAGCAAAACCCUCUAUUGAGAGUUUUGAGGCUGCCCCUGAUGCCACAAUUAUUUACAAUGAUCCUAAACCAGUACAACCCUCCGAGGCUGCCCCUGAUAUCACAAUUAUUUAUAACGAUGCUAAACCAGAUAAAUCCACCGUCAAAUACUUUGAGACCACCCCUGAUGCCACAAUUAUUUACAAUGGUGCCAAGCCUGCAAAAUCCACCUUUCAAGACUUCGAAGGCACAUCCGACAUCACAAUUGUUUACCGUGAUGAUGCAAGAAAAGCAGAAUCCUUUGUUAAGGACUUCAUGACUGCACAUGAUGUCACAGCAACCUACCAUGGUGGCGUUUGGUCCUUAUAAAAGAAAGACGCCAUCUGCAAAGCCAAGGCCAAAGAAUCCUGUUUAUGUGCAGUGACAGUAUUGGAUUGCUGUUGUUUAAAAACUAUGUUUAAAUCAAAUUAGGUUUCUAUGUAUCUGUAUGCUUUAGGAAUGAAAUAAGCUAGCAAGAGAUGUGAUGCAGCAUGAUUCAUUAUUGUAAAACAUAUGGUUUCUGUAUUAUGUAUGUUAUGUGUUUUCUAACUAAUAUUAGUGUGGUUA